CAUGAUAUAUAAAUAUGCAAUUUUUCUUGUGCUUUUCUCAGUGUUAAACAGUAUUUCCACAGUGGUCUCUGAGAGUAAAUCUGGUGACGAUGAUACUGAUACUGAUGUUGAAGAAGAUCCAAUAGUUGAUCAAGAUUUAAAUUUGGUUGACAGAACAAAACUUCCAAUCCACUCCAGAUCCAUAGACUACAAGAAUGGUUGUGAAUUUAUGCCUGAAGAAAUUACUCUGUACGAAUACGAUGCAAAAACUGUAAAAGGAGAAGACGUAAAAGUUCUAAUUCAUGAAGCUAAACCACUUUGGAAUACGAUUUCAAUGUACAAAAUGGAUUAUAAAUUUGACCCGUCAAUAGAAGGAUCAUAUAGCGUUCAGGAAUCCUGGAAUUGUUUUGAAUCUGAUGCACCAGAACUAGUUGAUCAUGUCAGGAGCAUGCUCGUAAAACCUAAUAGCGAAGAAUAUAACUUUACUUUUCCUAUUGAAGACAUUCAAGACCAUAUCAGUGGUGAGGUCGGCCAGCCUCUGGAGGUUGAUCGUCUGGUUUUCGGAGAAGAACUUAAAAACGGAUUUUUUAUUGAGGCCGGAGCAUCAAACUUUGAGGCUCAUUCUGAUACACUACACUUUGAGGUAAACCAUGGAUGGACUGGUCUACUUGUUGAAGCACACCCCCUUCUUUAUCAGGAUGGACUUAGGAAACAUAGAAAGGCACACUCAAUACAGACCUGUCUGGCGACCCAAACCAAACCUCAUCUUGUAAACUUCGAACUAGAUGCUAUAACCAAGGAUAAAAAUGGCGUCUCAUCCUCUAUGGGUGGAAUUAUUACUGAUGAAUUCUUUGACCCAAAAAGCUCAACUAUAGUAAAAAUGCAGUGCAUGCCUUUGUACACAAUACUAUUGGCCCUGGGUAAUCCGACAGUACACUAUAUCAGUUUGGAUAUCGAAGGGGCAGAAUUCCCUGUUUUAAAAACAAUCCCUUGGGAUAAAGUUGAUAUCCAGGCGUUGAGUAUAGAAACACAUAUGGGAGGAAUAGUUUUCCCGGGAUCUAGACUAGAUAUCAUUAGAUACAUGGAAUCUGUAGGGUAUCGACAUAUUGAGAACGGACAUGUUGGGACGAAUGAGAAUCGUGAACGAAUCGGAACUAUUGAUGAUCUUUUUGUCAGAAAGAAUAUUCCGGUCAAAUCUGGAAAAACAAAGACAAAAGAAGAACUUUGAAAAUAAAGAUGAAACAACGUAAUAAACAAUUUGCACAAUGAUGUUAAAAUUUGUCACUUAAUUAUUUAUGAUCAAAAUAAUUCUUCCAUUUUCCCCCUGUUGUGAUGGUUAAAUCAUUUUCUUAAUCAACUCGGUUGUAAAAUCAUUAAACUAACGAGCUUUUUGUAAUACAGAGUUUGCUAAAUGGAGACAAAAUCAUAAAUAAUGGAUUGCAUAUGACUUCUUUGUUUGGUGAAUUUUGGGCAUCUUUUGCAUUAAGCGCAUUAAGUUUGGCGCGUUUUUACGCAAUUCUGUUUGCGUAAUUUGCGCAAAACCGGUGGUAAAUUUUUACGAUGAUUGAAAUAUCAAAGGUUUAUGCUCUCUAUGCCACUGAGAUAUAGACAAUUCUGAGUCGUCACAUUUCAGGACAGCCUCGACGCAACACCUUGGUCGGUUUUACCUCGCCAACUCACCAUAUACUUUUUUGUAAGACUAGACAUAUACAUUUAAAAAAUGAUACGCGUCUGUUUCUAGCCUUAGUUUCAAAGGAGCGGUUAGCAUAAUUGCAAACACAGUAUAACGCAAAAGCGGAAUAGCUCAAUUUUAAGCGAAAUGAAGUUUGCGAAGGAUUGUGCAAAGUGCUUUUUUUUCGCGCAAAAAUGUAGCACAACAAAAGCAAAAAUUUGCGCUCUCUUUCGCAAAAAUUGCGCAAAAGUUUUGCAAAUGGAAACCCUAGCUGAUAUAUUGAAAACUUUAUUGAGUGAACUUUAGACACUAGAUCAAUGCAAUAAUAUAACACCUUUACAUUUUAUGUAAUUACACUUA
Messenger RNA from Eurytemora carolleeae, 2011 nucleotides. RefSeq lists its product as uncharacterized. The transcript is spliced from 15 exons. The record is from RefSeq and is a predicted model, not a curated record. The coding region runs from base 2 to 1207 and encodes 401 amino acids. NCBI's taxonomy places the organism in Eukaryota, Metazoa, Arthropoda, Copepoda, Calanoida, Temoridae.